Molecule: messenger RNA, 1377 nt
Organism: Rotaria sp. Silwood2
Lineage: Eukaryota; Metazoa; Rotifera; Eurotatoria; Philodinida; Philodinidae
Source: the annotation of a GenBank genome assembly
AUGGUUUGGUUAGAAGCCUUGCCUGAUGAUUGGUGGAAUCAAUAUCAAUCUAUUUCACUUUCACCUGAAUGUAUUCAAGAACUUAAUAUUGAACUUUUAUUUCUUGUUCGAAGUCUUAUUCUUGAAACACGUACUUAUGCACGUGUUUGUAAACGUAUUUGUCUUCGUACUAUUGAUUUUCAAACUGUACUUGAUGCUCGAAAUAUUCAUCAACAUAUAAAUCUUACUAACAAUAGAAAACAAUCGGAAGAAACAAAUAUUUCUAUUUUAUCAUUACUUAAUCAAAUAGAUCAAAUAUCAUCGAAAAUCGAUAGACUUCAACUUACAAUUCAUUGGCUUGCUAUCGAUGGAGAACAACCGAUUAUACCCGACAAUCCAUCUCCAAGUUUCAUUGAAGAAAAUUCAUUUGAAAACAAACAACAAAAACCCAUCGAUAGAAAAAUAAUAUCGUCUGAACUUAUUAAUAAAUCUCCUUUGCUAAAGAAACUUUUUGAAAUCGCCAGUUCAACUAAAACAAAAAAUUAUGAACUUCAAGAUCAUGUUCAUCCGUUAACAAAGAAUAAUUUAACCGUCAAACCAAUUCAUCCUCGAAAUGUGCCCGUGCGUCGUCUUCAUACAAAUUAUGACAUAGUGUCAUCAUCUCCAGCAUGUCUUGCACAUGAAUUAAGCAUAGAACAACAAUUAUAUUUUAAAUUAUUAACUGAAUCAUGUUUUAAUGGAACAGAUCAGCAAUGUACGGAUGCUUUUCAUUGUUUUUCAUCAGAUGCUGCUUUACAACCUCUUGUACCUCGUCUUCUUCUAUUUAUUGCCAAAGGUAUUCAAACAAAUAUUCAUUUACAUGAUCUCAAUUUUAUUCUUCGAUUUUUAUCAAUAUUAAAAAUGCUUACAAUAAAUAGAUUUAUUUCAUUUGAUAAAUAUCUUCAUUCAAUCAUUCCAACAUUAUUAACUUGUCUUGUAUGCAUAUUUGAUAUGACAAAAACGGAUAAUAUUUUAUUGACAAUAGAUCAUAAUAGUUUGAAUAGUUAUUCAACAAUAUGGAUGAUGCGAGAACAAGCUAGUGAUCUUAUUUCAUAUUUUGAAAAUAAAUAUUCUCAUAUUCCAUAUUUUACUGAACGAAUUAUUUCUAUUAUUAAAUCAAAUUUAAUUAUUAAUAAUACAAUUAAAACAUUUUCUAUUGUAUAUGCAUGUAUACGAACAUUACUUUUAAUUAAUAUUCAAAUCUAUGGUUCAUUUGUAAUACAUAUUUUACGAAACAAUAAAAAAACAAAAAUAUUUGAAGCAGAUUUCGAUCUUGAUCAUAAUGAACAACAGACAAUAUUUAAUCAGAAGAUUAACGGAUUAUUUGAAAAAUGUAAUUUAAAUUUAGAAGAUGAAUAA